AAACCUAGCUUUUGUUAAAAUUAUUGGGCUUGGUUUGAAUUGGGGCAGGAUAGUUUGUAAACCGGUUAAUAUCACUUUAGCUUUGCCAAUUCAAAAUCAAUCAAAUAACCAAUUCUUCAAUCAUUAUCGAAGAGCUUCUCAUCACCUUUAGCUUUGUCUAUUGAUCAUCGAAGAGCUUCUAGAUCGGGAUGAUCCUAUCACGUCCGAAUUACUAAAUCUUCGUUCCAAUUUGAGUGUGGGGAGAAUGAGAAUAGUGGGUCUAACGGGAGGCAUAGCGUCUGGGAAGAGUACAGUCUCCAACCUCUUCAAGGCUAAUGGCAUUCCUGUUGUUGAUGCUGAUGUCAUUGCUCGAAAUGUACUGAAGAAAGGAAGCGGUGGAUGGAAGAGAGUAGUUGCAGCUUUUGGGGAGGAUAUUCUUCUUCCUAGUAGAGAAGUGGAUCGGCCAAAGCUUGGUCAGAUGGUCUUCUCUUCCGAUUCCAAGCGCCAACUUCUAAACAAGUUGAUGGCUCCGUACAUAUCCUCUGGUAUCUUUUGGGAGAUCCUGAAAGAAUGGGCAAAAGGAGCUAAAGUGGUAGUUGUCGAUAUCCCAUUGCUGUUCGAAGCUAAGAUGGAUAAAUGGACUAAACCCAUUGUUGUUGUGUGGGUUAGUCAAGAUACACAGCUCAAUAGACUGAUGGAAAGAGAUGGACUGAGUGAGGAAGAUGCAAGAAACAGAGUGAUGGCUCAGAUGUCUUUGGAUUUGAAAAGAGGCAAAGCUGAUAUUGUGAUUGAUAAUAAUGGCGGUCUCGACGAGCUCCACCAACAGUUUGACAAGGUUUUGUCUGAGAUCAGAAGACCAUUGACAUGGAUUGAGUUUUGGCGUUCAAGGCAAGGCGCCUUCUCGAUCCUUGGCUUGGUGACUUCUGGACUAUUUGUUUGCAAACAACUCAAUUAGCUCUUUAUCAUUUUGUUUUUUUUUUCCUUUCUCUAUGGCGCAAAGUUAAACCACUUUUGUUUCUUACUUAUAAUCAUUACAACUUUGAUUUAUUUCUCUUCCACCACAA
Messenger RNA from Brassica oleracea var. oleracea, 1043 nucleotides. RefSeq names its product dephospho-CoA kinase. Lineage: Eukaryota; Viridiplantae; Streptophyta; Magnoliopsida; Brassicales; Brassicaceae. Gene Ontology annotation, molecular function: dephospho-CoA kinase activity; ATP binding. The transcript has 4 exons. The coding region runs from base 245 to 934 and encodes 229 amino acids. Gene Ontology annotation, biological process: coenzyme A biosynthetic process. The record is from RefSeq and is a predicted model, not a curated record.